Messenger RNA from Bolinopsis microptera, 1035 nucleotides. Its product is annotated as protein unc-119 homolog A-like. The record is from RefSeq and is a predicted model, not a curated record. The transcript is spliced from 5 exons. Bases 19 to 678 code for a protein of 219 amino acids. Gene Ontology annotation, biological process: nervous system development; cilium assembly; lipoprotein transport. Gene Ontology annotation, cellular component: cilium. Gene Ontology annotation, molecular function: lipid binding. Lineage: Eukaryota; Metazoa; Ctenophora; Tentaculata; Lobata; Bolinopsidae.
AGCCAAGAAGUGAAUGUUAUGAGUACAGCCUCCACAGACAAGAAGAAAGGAGGAUUCCUGGCGAGGAAAGCCAAAAAAGCAGAAUCAGAGAAGGUUCUGGAUCAGGCUGAAUAUGAGAAGAAACUGCGAGCUAAAGAUUCGGUUACUGUGGACGACAUCUUAAAGUUAGGCCGGAUCACAGAUGACUACCUGUGCCCUAUCACUGCUAACGCCUACAAGAUAGACUUCACCAAGUUCAAGAUCCGUGACAUGGAGUCGGGAGGGGUCUUGUUCGAGAUCGCUAAACCCGAGGGAGCGAGUGAGAUGUCACUUUCUUCUGAUCCUAACGCCGGCAGAUACGUCAGAUACGAGUUUCCUCCCGAGUUUUUAAAGUUGAAACAGAUUGGUGCAACGGUGGAGUUCACUAUUGGAGACAAACCUGUAAACAGCUUCAGAAUGGUGGAGAGGCAUUACUUCAAAGAUCAAGUGAUAAAAAGCUUUGACUUCGACUUCGGUUUCUGUAUGCCGAGUAGCUUAAAUACCUGCGAACAUAUUUACGACUUACCUGCCCUAUCUCAAGAGCUCAUGAGAGAAAUGGUACAGAAUCCCUUCCAGACAAAAUCAGACAGUUUUUACUUCGUGGACGGCAAGUUGAUAAUGCACAACAAAGCUGAUUACGCUUACAAUGCCGGGAUGUAGCGACCCUGUAUUUACUACACUUCCCUGAAGCUAACUGCUGAUUGGACAACCCCAACUUCUCACCCUUUUAUAAUGCGACUUGAAGAAUUUUGUCCCGAAGAUGUCAGGCACAGUAAUGUUAUUUUAUAGAUAACUGUCCCUCCCCCGCCAUUUUGGGCAACCAAAUUUCCAUUUUAUGUGAACUGUAAGGAGAAAUAAUAUCAGUGUUAUUCAUUAUUGUUCCAAUGAGACAACCGAAAUAUAUUCAGAAUCUUUUACAGUUUGCAGUGUCCACUUUCCUAUUUUUCGAUAUUGUGAUGCUUUUGGUAUGUAUUAUACUAUUAUUUAACUUUUGUACAGUUUAAGUUUCAGAGUAAA